Molecule: messenger RNA, 6002 nt
Organism: Macrobrachium nipponense
Lineage: Eukaryota; Metazoa; Arthropoda; Malacostraca; Decapoda; Palaemonidae
Gene: frj
Product: lysophospholipid acyltransferase 7-like
Exons: 9
Coding region: 89-1627 (512 amino acids)
Biological process (GO): lipid modification; phosphatidylinositol biosynthetic process
Cellular component (GO): mitochondria-associated endoplasmic reticulum membrane contact site; membrane
Molecular function (GO): lysophospholipid acyltransferase activity
Source: RefSeq, a predicted model, not a curated record
GCAUUCGUAUCUAAUCUUUUUUGGGCAAGAACGUCAACGAAUGUAACUUUUUGGCCAGGGAAAAUCGUCUUUCUCAGUAAACUCAGCAAUGAAUUUCGAUGACGUAAUAUAUUUAGGACUGCUUAUUGGCUGCAUUGCAUUUGGCGAGGUUUACAGGAAAGUGCAAGAGCCAGAAACCCGAAAAUGGAUUGGAACAUGUGUGGGGUUGGUGGUAGUUCUUGCGGUGUCAGGAAUCCACCUUCUGCAUCCUGUGUUUCUCACUAUCACCAACAUCCUGAUUUUGACCUUCGUCGAUAAAAGUUUGUGCCAUGUUGCCAGUUCUUCUGGAGUUUUUCCUAUUUUAUUUUUCCCUUCCGAUGUUAUGCACUACGUUGGAUUUGAAAUGCCACCUGCUCAUACAAAUGCCAUACUAAUGAUGAUUACACUAAAGCUGGUUGGAGUUUGUUAUGAGGUUCAUGAUACUUGGAAGAAGCGUGGACUCCUUAAGAAAGAGGAAGAUGAAGAAGUUAAAGCCAAACUAAAGCAAGAAUUGAAAUAUGAAGAAGUUGAUCCUUCUCCAGCAGACAUAUUUCACUAUGCUUUUAAUUAUGUUGGUGUAUUAACAGGUCCCUACUACAAGUAUCGAGUGUACGCCGAUAUGCUGCAUGGAACUUUUGUUGAUAGUGGACUUAACUGUGUACAGGCAAUGUUACAAAGGAUCUGGGUUGUCCCGCUAUAUUCUGUGGCAUUUCUUAUCACAUCUCAUUUCUUCCCAUUAUCGUUUGCAGAGGGUGAUACAAUCUUCACGGAUUACAGUUUCUUUUACCGAGUUUGGUAUAUGACACCAGUGUUCUUCACUUUUCGAAUGCGUAUAUACUGUGGAUUUGUACUGUCAGAAUGUGUUUGUAUCAUGGCUGGGCUUGGCGCUUAUCCCAAGAAUUGUGAGCCUAAACCAGGAAAGGGGCCUAGUGAUUACAAAGCCUUGGAACAAAAAGACAAUAAAGAACAGAAGACGGAGUUUAAUUUUGAGACAAUCCACAACAUUGAUGAAUAUGGCGCUGAUUUUACCCCCACUGUGCGUGCUGGUAUGAGAUGUUGGAACAUGACUGUUCAGUUCUGGCUGGCUAAUAAUGUUUAUAAGCGGCUUAAACUAGCUCGUCCAAUCAAGGAAGCUCUUACAAUGUUGACAUCUGCAUACUGGCAUGGUGUUCAUUCGGGAUAUUACCUCUCCAUGCUUACUGUGCCAUUCAUUCUUGCAAUUGAGGACUAUUUUGACAGACUAGUGAGAAGGAAGCUUGGAGACACUGGAAAGAAGUUGUAUGACUGGUUCUCGUGGUUUAUCAAAAUGCAGAACUUUGCUUACAUGGGAAUGGCUUUCCUUCUCCUGAGGGUUAAUACAACACUUUACUAUUGGCAUUCAAUUGGUUAUCUCUACCAUGGACUGUUAUUCCUGAUGCAUUGUGCUGCUCAGUAUGUAAACCUUAUCCUUGGAAAGGCAGAACAUAAGCUGAAGAAGGCUCGUGCAACAGCAGUCAUUGAUGAGACCACAAAAAUUCGUUACAAACGAACCAUAGAAGUUCCGAGUGAGCCAACGGUUGCUUCGGAUACUUUGAAUGGUGAUGCAGUAGGCUCCAAAAAGGAUGACUGAUCAUAAUUUGGGUAUUUAUUUUUCAGCUGAGACAGGUGAAUUUCAUUUAUAGAUGUAUUCUUUUGACAUAAUAGUGUUUUAGAAUGUCUUACGGCUAACAUUCAUACUGAAUCAUAAUUUGAGUUCUGUAUAUUCUCUAACUUACAUCAUUUAGUUUGCAAAUUAUCCUUUACCUAAUUGGUGUUUUUCAAUUCAUGAUUAACAGAAGUUGAGGUCUCAGUUUAUAUCACAGGUUAAUGUAAGCAAAAUCAGAGAAUGAACACUGGAUUAUGCAGACCAAAAGGAAAUUAACAUUUUUAUGUAGGCCAGCCCUGUGAGAACUGAAGAUAUCAUUUCAGUGUUAAGCUGUCUAAUGAUAGCAUUUGUUAUAUUGUAAAUCCAGUCUCAUCCCUGUAUAAGGAUCAUCAGGGGAAAGAUCCUAAUGCCUACUGAAGUCAUUUUACAUCUUUGAAAUGCCUACUUGCUUAAUGAUGAUUUUUAUGGUAGUAUAUUCAAAACCACUAAUAAUGCAGAUUUGUAUGGAACAGAUAAUGAGGUAACUCAUUCACUGGAAAUAAAAAUGAUUUUACAUUAUUAAAUUCUCUAACUUGAAAUAAACAGCCAGGUGUGGUAUUUCAUUAUACAUUGAAAUCAAGAUGCAAAUGAUGAAACUGGUAAAUUAACUUUGGCAUAAUACUGAUGUAAUGUUGCUCAACCACUGAUGGAUUUUGAAUGCACAGGCUUGGUUAACAUUUUAAGGGAAAGACUUAUUCAUUAAUUAAAUUAUGAAGUUAUGAAAUGGAUAACUGACAUUUUGCUUAUUGUUUUAAUGAAAUUUUAAGCAUGGAAAGAUAAAGUUGUAUUUGGUGAGGCUUUUCCAGUGUUAUAGAGUAUGAUUUACAGUACUAUACAUAUGUCAUUAAGUAUAAACUAUUCAGUAUUACUCACUGAUUUUGGAGUGGUUUCCAAAUGGCUUUUAUGUCAAACAGUAGAAAGAUUUAAAUUGACACUUUCAUGACUGCAUCAUAAACGUAAUUUUUUUAAAAGGGUCAUUAACAAAACUUAGGUACAGUGUACCAUGUACAGACUUUGGAGCCAUAAUGAAAAAACUUACUAAGACUAUUCAUUAUUUUAUUUUAUUUUAUAUUUUGAGUACAAGGCCAGGGGACCAAGUUGGCAUUUUUUAUUAACACUUCUCAUUAUUGAAAGUUGGCAAAAUUCUUAAUUUGGCUUUUUAUCAUGAUGCCUGUUGUUCAUUAUUAUUUUAUUGACAAGGUCCGUAAUUUUGGCUUGGAGAUUAAGACAUAAAUUACUUGGUAGCAGUACCUCGUGAGUCACAUAUCCCCUUUUUAGAAUGAUUAAGUCAAGUGAUGUAUGUCUUACACUUAGUAGUAAAUGUAUUACAUACAGUCUAAUUAUAUGUAUCCUGAUAUCAUCAUAUCAUGGACUUUUCGGUAUUGUCUCUUCUCUUUGUGUUGUAAUUCCCAAUUACAGAUUUUAUUUGUAGCUUAUGUAAGAGAACAAAAUGGGAACAAUUAAGAGCUACAGUUGACUUAUGUUUUUAUCUUGUUUGUUUGGUAUUCUGCUGUGGUUGCCCUAUUGAUUUCCCAAGACUUCAUUCUGAAAAUAACUUGUGUAACCAUGAGUUUUCCAAUUAUCUCUAAAUUCCUCAUUGUUUCUUUCAUACUUUCAGUUUACAGUUGACCGAAUUAGAGUGAUGGUUUCUAACAAAAUUUAAGUUUUUUUGUAUGAGUUCAUUUUUAGUGAUAUAUUUAGCACCAUAAAUAACAGUUUUAAAAAUAAUAGUUAGAAUUUUAGGCUUACUUAAAAUUUAGACUUCUGUAACUGUAAACUUAAUUUAACCUCCAUUAUUUCAAGUAGUAGUAUAUUUUGAAGUAAGUACUAAUGAUUAUAAUUAAGUUUGGAUGAGUGCUCUGAAUUUGUUAUUUCUGUCUUGAAGAAAAUAUUAGUGCCACAUUUUCAGAAUCUAGUCACUUUUAUCUUAUGUAUCAACUUGUGGCUUUAAGACAUUAUAAACUUGACAGUAGUGUAAUUUGACUGGUUAAAAGUAUUAAGUUUGUUUCAAGUUUAUUAAUUAAAAUGGCAAUAUACAGUGUAUUAGCCUUAUUUUGGUAAUGCGUUUGUAUAUGAAUAUGUUAUAUACUGUAUUGUUUUGUUUAACUAAUAGUAAGAGAGAUUUAGUGAAGUUUAAUAAAUAAAAAAUAAACGUGUGCCAAAACUAAAUGUAAGAGUAUGUGGAUGACUUAUUUUUGUAGGUUGUAUUUGCAUGCAGUGUGAGAACUAGCUAAUGUACAGGUAAAUAUAGUAGUGUUCAUUAAAAAGUAUUAACAAAAUAAAAGCUUGGUGUUCUGGGUACUGUCAUUAAUAGUUACAUUUGCAUAUAUUUUUGUCCUUUUUUAUUAAUGCUAAAUCCCACAAUAUGAUGUUCUGGAUUAAAAUGUACUUUCUGGGUAAGAGUUCAAAUCCUGGUGUCAUAGCAAACCAGUGUUGGGCUAAAAAAAUAACUUGCAUGAUAAUUUUCAUUUCAUACAUGGCAAAGGUAUAGUAUUUUUGUAAUAUGUACUGUUUGUAAUAAUAUGAGGUGACUUGUAGUUUUAUGUACAUGUAUAUUUAUUUUUGGCUUUUUAUUUUCUUGGCACAAUUGAGAAUAACCAUACUGCUGGGUCUCAGACUCUGAAGCAUCAAUGUUGGUUACAGGCAAUUUCUUUUCAGUUGCUGUUACUCAAGCAGACUAUUAAUAAAGUAUGUGAAGAACAUUCUAGAAACACAUUGCAUAAAAAUUGAUGAAAUAUUUAAAUAUAUGAUUAUUAAGUAAAAUCAAUUUUACAGUCAGUAUUACAAACUGAAACCUUGAAAAGUUAUUACAUAAUUUUUAAAAUAGAGAUAAUUUUAUGUUGGUAAUCAAAGCUUUUAACAGGUUUAACCAAUAACUUUUUUCCAGUUAAAUAUGAAUUGUGUGAAACUGUUAUUACCCAUAAGUUUGAGAUUUGUGUUGUGUGAUUUAUGUACAUUGCACAAUUUUUCUGAUAUGUUAGUUUCUUGCUGCCAAUGAAUUCUAAGGUUAUAAAUAAUUGUCAUUAGAUAUUGGGUGAUGGGGAAACAGGCAGUGGUUUUACAAACUAAUUUAUAUGAUCCUGUUCCUUUAUCACUAAAAUCUCCCAAGGAUAUCUUUUGGCAUAAGAGGGGUUUGGUUAUUAUUGUUUCAUAACUGCAAGAUCAUAAAUCAAGGGGAUUUGAACAAAAAUAAUUGUGUAAAUAUAUCUGUUAACAGUAAUGCACAUUCUUUAUAAGAGGGUGUUUUUAUGUAAAUAUUGUUUGUGUGGAUGCUGUGAAAAAUAAAGAGGUAUUACAUCUCUGUAAAAGGGCCACAAACUGUUCCUUAAAUUUUAUAAUGUAGCAAAUAUGACUCAUUGUUGAGGUAAAUGCUUUAAAUAUGCUGUUACAGUACAUACUUUCAAAGAACUGUCAUGAAAGGGGAAAACUACAGUAUGGAGACAAAGCUGAAAAAAUCUUGAUAAUUGAAAUUCGAUUUUUUUCCAUAAGAAAUAGAGUAUCUGCUUUAAUGAGGUACCUGUGAUUAGCCAUUUUGGGGAUUCUUAUUAAAAUUGUUAUGGAAUGUAAACUAAUAUUUAGUCAGCAGAAAACCAGUUUAUUGGAUUAUCUUGUAGAUUAGAAAAGAUGUUUUGUCUAGUAAUUUUGUAGCCAUACAAACUACAGGUACACAUAAUACUGAUUGUACAUGUAGUAGUUUAUCCCUUAUUGAUUCUUCCAACUUGUUUAUUAGCUGAAUAUUUUAAAUGUACUUAUCCCUUCAUUUAUUUUUAUACCAAACUAUCUACAGUUAGUAUCAGUAAUGAUGUUGAAUUAUAUCACUGUUUAUAUUAUACACUUAAUAGUUUAAAAAAAAAUAGAUGUUCUUGUGGUUAAAAUUCCUGUAAGAUGUGUCUACACAAUCAGACAUGUCUGGCAGACAAAGAAAGUUACUGUAAUCCCCACACACAGGAUGGCUGGUAGAUGAGUGAAAUGUUAGUUAUUUACAGCAAACAAGCUUGGUGUCUGAUUGUUUUCAACAAAUUUGGCCCCCCCAGAUAGUUGUACUUGUGAACAUGACUACAGAUCUGUUAACACUGCUAAAAUGACUCGCCUAUGAUGUCAGAAGUUUCUGUCAGACACUGUCAGAUUAUGUAGAUGCACCCUUAUAUAGAUAUUUAUAUAAGCUCAAAUCUUGGAAUUGUGCAGUUUUUUAACACCAAAAUCAGAAUUAACAAUUUUGGAAAUAUUUUCCAAGCGUAAAAUGGUAACAGAUCUUCACUUCCAAAUGUUUUACCUAGAUUUGAGAGCAAGUUAAUUAUGGGAAAUAAAUGUUUAUACACAA